Mytilus trossulus (common blue mussel) is the source of this 1711-nucleotide messenger RNA. RefSeq lists its product as uncharacterized. The coding region runs from base 32 to 1711 and encodes 559 amino acids. Gene Ontology annotation, molecular function: protein binding; zinc ion binding. The record is from RefSeq and is a predicted model, not a curated record. NCBI's taxonomy places the organism in Eukaryota, Metazoa, Mollusca, Bivalvia, Mytilida, Mytilidae. The transcript has 2 exons.
CUGUUGUAGUUUAUAUUCACAGGAAACAAAUAUGGCUUCAAAACUAAACAUCUUGUGUGGUUCAUGUGGAUAUGAGGACAUCUCCAAAAAUGCAGAGAAAUGGUGUACCAUAUGUGAGGAGGGAUUCUGUGGAGAAUGUGAAAAGUACCACAAAUCGAUGAAAGUUACAAGAGAUCACAAGAUGAUUUCUAUUGAGGACUAUCGUCAAAUUGAAAACAUUUCUGUUAAUCUGAACUGUGAGAUUCAUGGUAAAAAGCUAGAUCUAUACUGCAAAAAACACGAUAUUGCGGCUUGCGUUGUUUGUAUUCAUUCGGAACAUAAAUCCUGUUCCUCCUCUGAUGUCAUCUCCAUUGAUGACGCAUCGAAAAACGCUAAACAAUCAACAUCACUCUUAGACUUAGAAGGAACUUUCUCAACAACAACAGACAACUUGAAGUACUGUAUCAAAGACCGAGAAAUAGCUUUGACAAAUGUGGACCAAGAUGAACAAACAAUACGUAAAACGAUAACAGACACACGAAAGAAUCUAAAUGAAUACUUGGAUGAACUCGAGAAAAAACUGCUUCUAGAUUUGAAAUCAAAACAUGGACACUGUAAAUCUAAAAUCAUAAAAAUUCUUAACCAAUUGAGGCAAAUGGAGAAAGAGGUAGAAAUACUGAAAGAGCAGACGAUUCAAAUGAAAAGUUUUGCGUCUGACCUGCAAGUAUUUCUAGGAACGCGCCAUUUAAACAAAACAAUGAGAAAAAAGAUUGAAUCACUCAAAGAAGAGAUCAGAAAUUGUACGAAAAACAGAAUGGAGAUAAAGGUCAAUCACGUGAUCAACUCCUUAGUGAAUGAGGUAAAACUGUUUGGAGAAAUCAAAGUUAUUGAAACUAUGGCCAAUCUACAAUUAAAAGAUGCAAAAACUGACCAAGCUCAGAUACAAAUACAGGGAUUAUCGCAAAAUAUUCACAAUGUCAGUUUGAAGCUGAAACAGAAGUUUGAUAUAAAAGGACCAGACGCAUCUAUCACUGGCUGCAUUGUAUUACCUGACAGCCGAAUUAUAGUUGCAGACUAUAAUGGAUGUGGUAAAUUAAUGGAAUACAAUAAUGAUGGUCAACACAUACGUGACAUUCCUGUUUCUGAUAAACCGGAUAGUCUUACAUUAGUGGAUACCGACUGUAUUGCUGUUACAUAUGGAUAUUCUACAUACCUAGAGAUUAUAAACACUAAGAAUACUAGUGAAAGAAAGAGGGUGAAGUGUAGUAGUGACUGUUGGGGAAUAUCUUACCAGGACCAUAAGCUGUAUGUUGUUGUAUAUAAACAAGGCAUAGUAGUGAUGGACUUGAAUGGGAAGACUUUAAAUACAUUCGAUAUCGAUGUUGACAGGGUGUUUAAUAUAACAACGACCAGCGACAGGAUAUAUUAUACAGACUACGAGAGUAAUACAGUACACUGCUGUAGCAUGACAGGACAAGAAAUAUGGGUAUUCACGGAUCUGUCUAUUUCCGAACCGAGUGGGUUAUCAGUGGACAGUAAUCAGAACGUAUUUGUUGUUGGUGGAACCUCAAAUAACCUGACAGUAAUACAACAUGACGGGAAAGAUAGCAAGGUCUUACUUACUGAUCGUGAUGGACUUAAAUCUCCUAAUGCAGUGAAUUACAACAAACAAAAGAAGAUAAUUUGUUUAGGCUACAAGUCAGGAAGUGUUGCAUUGUACCAAGUGUCGUGA